Messenger RNA from Haliotis rufescens (red abalone), 1893 nucleotides. Its product is annotated as monomeric sarcosine oxidase-like. The record is from RefSeq and is a predicted model, not a curated record. The coding region runs from base 403 to 1617 and encodes 404 amino acids. NCBI's taxonomy places the organism in Eukaryota, Metazoa, Mollusca, Gastropoda, Lepetellida, Haliotidae. Gene Ontology annotation, molecular function: flavin adenine dinucleotide binding; sarcosine oxidase activity. The transcript has 9 exons.
CGUCUAAGUAGUCAAAAACAAAAUUCAGAAUGUUCAACAAACGUACGUCAAAUAUAUAUUCUGUGUAAGAUCAUUUAACAAAAAUCCUGACAAAAGUCAGGUAAGGUCAGGUAACUGUAACAGAUGUAUGGGUUAUCUAAUCUGUUUUCACAUGUCGCCACACGACAUGCAAAUUCAAUGCAUCAGUAGAGUUAAACAUUACCAAUAACAAAGCCAGCUUUCCACUCGACAGUAUUAUGCAGUAAAUUGCAUGGAUAGUCAUAGAGCUUCAGUUGCCCUAUUUGGAGCAUUUGACCUAUUUUUUAUUGACAGCUCCAUAAAGUCUUACAACAGUACAAGUGAGCAGCUGUUAGGUCGGAUAACGAGGAGGUUCUCCUCCACUUGUCUCGUAUAUAUUGCACAAUGGCUGCAUCUAAGCGACAGUAUUUUGAGUACAUUGUCAUCGGCUGUGGAGGGAUAGGCAGCGGAGCUCUAUACUGGUUGUCAAAGCGUUCCAGCUCAGUCCUUGGUCUCGAGCAGUUUUCCCUCGGUCAUGAAAGAGGAGGCUCACAAGACGUAUCAAGGAUCAUCCGCCUGACGUACGAUGAUGAUCGCUACACCAGACUCAUCCCCGACACAUUCAAGGCAUGGCGCCAGAUUGAGCGCGAGUCCGGCCUGCAGGUUGUAUGGAUGACCGGGGGUCUGCGCCUGGCCAGGAAGGGACCGACUGAGGCCAUCAUGGAGAAGUUCGCUGAAUCAAUGGACAGGAGCAACAUCAAAUACGACAGGUUGUCAAACCUGCAACUAAUGGCCCGCUACCCCCAGUUCACAGUGGGUCCAGAUAUCGUGGGCUUGUACCAGGAGCAAGCGGGCCUCGUAGAUGCUGCUGUGGGGAACGCUGUCCACAUUCAGCUGGCCCGGGGAAACGGGGUUAAAGUCCUGGAGAACUGCCCCGCUACCAGGCUCACUAGGGCCAACAACGGCAACGUCAUUGUUCACACAACGAAGGGCGUGUUCGAGUGCCGGAAGGUGGUGGUGACGGCAGGGGGGUGGCUCAACUCGGUCCUGGGGACAAUCGGCGUCCACGUCCCCGUCACCGUCACACAGGAGCAGGUGACGUACUACGCCACGCCGCACAUGAAGGAGUUCACCAAGGAAAAGUGUCCAAUCUGGAUUUUUCACUGCCCCCGUUACCGCAUCUACGCCCUUCCCAUCCACGGCAACACGGGGUCGAAGAUCGGGGUUAACGCUGGAGGCAACGUAGUCACCGCCGACACGAGGACCUUUGAGCCAGAUCCUGCCCGAGAGCGGACCUGUACUGAGCUGCUGCAGGAGAUUUGUCCCAAGUUCUUGGGACCAAUCCUUCAGACCAAGACCUGCCUCUACACCAUGCCUCCAGACAGACACUUCGUGGUCGACACAUGCGCAUACAAGGGCUGGUCUGACGUCAUCGUUUGUUGUGGAGCUGGACAUGCGUACAAAUUUGCAAGUCUGCUUGGAAAAGUCCUGAGCGAGCUCGCCGUUGACGGCCGUACCCAGUACAACAUCAGUCAAUUCAACAUCACCAGAGACGCGAUUCAGGAUCCCACUUUCAAACCAACGUUUUUCCUGGGACAUGGCACAGAGGCAAAACUGUAGACAGAAGCGAAACUAUAGACAGAAGGCUGCUUAUUUCCCGUCCAUACGUUUCCCGUACAGAAACUGUUAACACGUUCAUGUAAUCGGGCCCCGUGCCACAGAACUCCCAUUCUUUUAUAUAAAAUACACAGCUUUUACGUCAUAUUUUAUGGAACCAUAAUUCAAUAACGAAAACAUUGCAGUUGGUACUUUUCGUGAUAUGAGCAUGUCACAUUUUCAAGCAAAUGUAUAAUGCCUAAUUUACCUGCAGUAGUAAUAAAUUCUGUAAAAUCGGAA